UUCAUUAGAAUACAUUUCGAUUACAUUCUUAAAUGGCAGUUGGCCUUAAGAAUAACAACAUUUUACAAUCAAGUGUUUAACAAUGAAGUAUUCAUACCUUUUACUGUCGUUGAUUUUUAUCUUUUGUACUUUAGAGUACGCGUCAGCACAGAACCACGAGUCAGACCACUUAGAACUACCAAAUGAAUUGAGUGUGCAAUAUUUGAAUGUAUCAGUAGAAGAGAUUCUGAUGAGUUGCGAUCGAAUGGGAAGGUGUCUGUCAGAAAAAAGUCGUAUAAUCAGUGAUGUAAUUCAAAAUGGUGGUCUGCGGAUGAUAGAUCAGUUUGCAAGCAUAAUGAGGAACAGAUCUUCUGUUACCGAUGCUGAUUGGGACACACUUAUACAUCAUCGCUGUGAACUAAAUGUACCUAUGCAAAUGAUGGUAACUAUCAGUAUGGAAAUUGCUUGGACUUGCAUUUUAAGAGACACGCACGUACCCCGCGAAAAUAUUCAACGUUUUCAUCGAGAGUGGGUAAACGAAUACUGUGCCAGAGUACGGAGGCUCGCCCUGCGUCAAUAUCAUCAAAAUGAAAAUCGUCACUGAAACAACUUGUCAUUGGAUUAUCCAAGCAAUAAUGAUUGAAAUCGUUUCAUAUGUUUACUAAUGUUUGUAAUAAUAAAUAAAUUGAGUUUUGUCUAUACCUAUACUAUA
Molecule: messenger RNA, 691 nt
Organism: Leptopilina boulardi
Lineage: Eukaryota; Metazoa; Arthropoda; Insecta; Hymenoptera; Figitidae
Exons: 3
Coding region: 83-583 (166 amino acids)
Source: RefSeq, a predicted model, not a curated record